UUUUGAGCUUACGCCGAAUUGCGGUGUUUGUUUUUCAAUUUUGUGAGUUUUCUUUUUCAAAUUCUUAGAAAAUUUGCGAUGAAAUGAUGCAAUAAUAAUUAUCAAUUGAAAUUGUAACUUUUUAUUCGACUCAUAAUGGCAGCAUUACUGAAGAAACGUGCUUUGGCCGAGUACACUCAAGUUAUUGAAGAGCCACAAGUGAAGAAAUACAAAUGUGUAUUGAAGCCUUCAAGCAGUAGCAGUACAGCUUUUGCGUUCAUUUCAUUAUUGGAAACGAAAAAUACGAGCCAUGACGUACUCCAAGUUCUACUUCGAAUGUCCGAAGCUCCUAAUUUCCACGAAGAAGAGGUUCCUGAAGCUAUUAGAAAAUUGAGCGAUCACUUUCGCGAUGAAAAAGAUUCGGCCGUUCGAGUUAUUAUACUAUCAAUUUUCGCUGAUAUGGGAUUACUUCGCGAUAUCAGUUCACAAAUUAUACAAAAUAUCAUCGAAGAAACUCUGAUUUUAUUGAAACACGAAACAUCUCAUCAAGUAUUGAGCCAAGGAUUGUCAACAUUAUUGCGUUUAGCGAAGAAGCAACCGUAUAAUCACACGUUACAUCUGAAAUUAAUACAGCAGGCGAAAGAUCUUUUGACUGAUACCAGUCCUUCGGUGAAAUGCAGAUGUUUCGAUAUAUUCGGCGAAUUGUUGCCUAUCAAUGUCUUACAAGAUACCACAUUACAAAAUCAAAUUUUAAAAUUAUUGGGAGAUUAUAUUCAUAAUGAAGAUGCUAGAACCAGAAGCCGUUCGUUUCAGAAUAUGUUGACGCUUCAUAAUAGAGGUUUGAAGUUAGACCCAUCUAUUUAUUCUGAAGUUUGCGUAGCUUUGAAGGAUGAUUACGAAAAUGUUCGAGUUGUGGCAUUAAAGUUGAUAUGGACCCUUGGAGUUACUUACCCUGAGAAUAUCGUGAAGUCAUCGAAUAGCGACGAAGAAAUUCGUCUAAUCGACGACGCUUUCGGUAACAUUUCCAACUGCAUUACUGACCUUUCGAUGCGCGUUCGUACUGAAGCUGCACAGUUGCUAGGAACAAUGACGCAAGUUAGCUUACCUGUUUUACUUCAAACGUUGGAUAAACGAUUGAUGGCGGAUAUGAGAAAAAAGAAAUCGGCUCAUGAACGAGCUAUUGAAAGUGUCACCGGAGGUACUUGGGUAAGAGGAAAAGGCUAUACUCAAGAUAAAGCUAAAGAACAAUUGGACGAAGACGAAGUUAAUAUUAUGAAAUCUGGUGCAUUUGGCGCUUUCGUACAUGGCUUAGAAGAUGAAUUUCUUGAAGUUCGAAGUGCAUCGAUUGAUUCGAUAUGCUCAUUAGCGGUACAUCAGCCUAAUUAUGCAGUCGUAGCUUUGGACUUUUUAGUGGACAUGUUCAAUGACGAUAUCCAAGAAGUACGAUUGAAAGCUAUUGACAGUUUAUGCAAAAUGUCGAAUCAUAUUGAAUUUCGAGAAGACCAACUGGAAAUAAUUUUGGGUUUAUUAGAGGAUUCAUCAAUGGAUGUUCGCGAAGGAUUACAGAGAAUUUUAGCGUCGUGUCAUUUUGUGACCAAAGAUUGUUUACAGAUGUGCGUUAGUACUUUAUUGGACAGUUUGAAGAAAUAUCCUCAAGACCGUAAAUCUAUUUGGAACUGUUUUCAUAAAAUGGGAUCGUUGCAUGCCACUUUGGCUUUACCUUUGGUACCAGAACUGCUCGCUAUUCAUCCGUUCUUCGAUACUCCAGAGCCAAAUGUUGACGAUCCAGCAUAUGUCAGUAUUUUGCUGUUAAUUUUCAACGCUGCUCAACACUGCAGCACUAUUAUUCAGUUAUUGGAAGAAAAAACGAUCAAACAUUAUAGCUACAUUCGAGACACAAUGCCCCACUUGGUUCCUUACUUGCCACUCAGCAGUACUUUAACUUCAGUGGAAUUGAAGACGGUCCCAACAGCUACAGCCAAAUUUCUCGAAACAAUGCUGAAAAGAAUAGAACACGCUGAAAAUUCUCGAGUGUUGAUUAGCCUACUCGAAGUAGCGGAGAAAGAUUUACUACGACUAUCAAAAAUUGACACCGAAGUCGCUGGUACUGCUAGAUUCAAUUCUUUAUACGUCAGCAGUCAGUUACUCUUCUCUAGAAUCAUCAAGAAUAAGCUGUGGUGCACUCCUGUUCCGCUGGAACAACAAAAACUUGGAAAAAAAGCAAUCGGCAAAUGUCUAAAAAACGCCAUCAAGAUGCAGCAUUUAUUCGUGGGAUUAACUAAAAGCGAUUUGGCUGCGGUCAAGCAGUUUAAACUGAAAGCAUUGGCAUUAUUAUUGGUAUACAUCGUGAAAGCUACCAAUCAGUCUGCGAGAGCCUUAUGUCACCAGUUUCUCUCUCAAGUCGAUGAAAUAAACAAAUAUUUAAUCGAAGAAGACGUUACUCCCGAACCUUUUACAAACGCUGUGGUGAAAGAAUUAUCAAUGUUGGAAGAAGCUAAACCCGGUUCAGUAUCCAAAGUUUUGGUACCAUAUUUAGAAAAUUCAAAACCCACGUCACCUCCUAAACUUAACAUGAAUAUCAAAAUGUGCAACGCUGUAAUAAAUUCCCCUGCUGGAGGACCUGACACUACGUAUAAAUUCACCGCUGGAUUAGUCAUGUCGAUACCAUUGGACGCUGAAAUAUCGCAUUUACACUCCACCAAACCUUUACGUUUAAGGUUAAAGUAUCCAGAUCAACAAACCCAUCUUAUUGUACCCAGAGUUGAUCAUCUUAGACCAAAUCAGUUCUAUUCUGAUAAGAAUCACAUGUAUAGAUUGGUUACAACUGCUUUGAUAUCGCAUCAAGUGUGGUCAGAAGCGUGUUUUGUCGAACUUAGCCUGGUUUUAGAUUUAACUGAUACAGAAGGAGGAGCAUUUAAUCAUUCAUUGCAUCCUGUGAAUCAUUUGUGCGUUAUCAAUUUAUGUAAACCUGUGCAAUUGCACGUUCUACCCAAAUCUGUUAAACGUGGAAUUUAAUAUGUAUGUAUACGUGUAAUGGGUAUGCAUAAGAUGUAAUAUAUUCUCAAUUGUAAAAAUUUUAGUAUAAAAUUUGAGAUCAGAA
Planococcus citri (citrus mealybug) is the source of this 3079-nucleotide messenger RNA. RefSeq names its product integrator complex subunit 4 (gene IntS4). The record is from RefSeq and is a predicted model, not a curated record. The coding region runs from base 136 to 2994 and encodes 952 amino acids. Gene Ontology annotation, biological process: snRNA processing. Gene Ontology annotation, cellular component: integrator complex. Lineage: Eukaryota; Metazoa; Arthropoda; Insecta; Hemiptera; Pseudococcidae. The transcript has 17 exons.